AUGGACCAAGUUAGGUCUUGGGUCCUUGCAGCAGGGAGUCCUGGGUCCUUGCAAUGCGUGAAUACCAGAGUGACGCAGCAGGUUCUGCCCAAUCACAUAUUGGUCGCAGUCCAGGCUGCGUCCAUUAAUCCGGUAGACAGCCAGCUACUGAACUGGCGCCUCAAUGCGCCCUCGGGCGUCGAUACACCCUGGGUCGUGGGCAGGGACUUUGCCGGUGUUGUCCUCAAAGCAGCACCUGGCACGGAGUUCAUGCCGGGCGACCAUGUUAUGGGCGUGACUAGAGCCAUGGAUGGUUCAGGGACACUGACAGACAGAGUGCAUAUCAACCUGGGCAGCAGCGCGGUCGUCACGAAGCCACCAAAUAUGCCGUGGGCCGAGGCUGCCAGUGUGCCUUCGGCCUGGCUGACGGCCUUUACGGCCAUUGAGAAGUGCGCUUCAACUGUCGACACUUCCAGGAAGCACAAAAUUGCUAUCCUCGGCGGUAGCUCACCCACGGGUAUCUACGCGAUACAGAUCGCCCACAGGCGCGGUUGGUGGGUCAUGGCCACUUGCUACGGGCAACAAUACGUAGACCUUUUAAAGAAGCAGGGCGCGCAUCGUGUCACCGAUUGCAGCAGCUCUCCAGACGCCGGCAACGACGCCGUGGCUCAUUUCGAGCCCGACGCGAUUCUCGACUGCGUCUGUCAGAAGCAGUGCGAGAACAUGGCGAGAACGCAUGUCGAGGUCAGUGGCUUCGCGUCGGAGUCGUCAUUAUUGGGCGGAGGAAGCGUCGCUCAGGACUACCCGAGCAUGUAUUUUGAAUUAAAUAAUGCGUGGCUAGAGGAGGCCAGGCGUCUGUGCGGCAGGUGUAUUCACGUCGAUUCGGUCUUUACAUUCGACAAGGUGAAGGAGGCAUUCAACAAGAUGCAUACGAAUCAGUGCAGAGGGCGUGUUGUGAUCAAAAUUGAGGGCGAUAGCCGAGCAAUGCAAGACACGCUGCAGCUGACAGCUGCUGGUCGGGAGAUUUCUUAG
Molecule: messenger RNA, 1011 nt
Organism: Pestalotiopsis fici W106-1
Lineage: Eukaryota; Fungi; Ascomycota; Sordariomycetes; Amphisphaeriales; Sporocadaceae
Exons: 2
Coding region: 1-1011 (336 amino acids)
Molecular function (GO): oxidoreductase activity
Source: RefSeq, a predicted model, not a curated record